AUGGAUGUCCUUCGCAGGCGGAUCAUCGACGUGAGGCGGGCAGAUCAUGCUCGCAAUUCUCUGUUCGAUGACUUGGUCCAAAAGCUGGAUGACAUGCAAAAGACGAUGGACCGAAACGCAUUUAUCAUGGUGCUAAUAGACGGCGACUGCAUGCUAUUCUUAGAUGAGCUGGUUAAGAAAGGCAUUGCUGGUGGCGACGAAGCAGCCAAGUUACUCCGAAAGGCCGUCUUUGACUACAUGCGCUACGACGACAACUUCAAGCACGACCAUAAGAUUGUCAUUCGAGUCUAUGCCAAUUUGAGAGGCCUCAGUCACGCUUACGCCGAGAAGGGCAUCCUAAAAACCACCUCCGUAUUCACAGAUUUCGUACUGGGGUUCAAUAAAGCACAUCCAUUAUGUGAUUUUAUCGAUGCCGGAAAUCAUAAAGAGGCGGCCGAUUCAAAGUUAAAAGACAAUCUAAAUCUCUACGUUUACAAUGCCCAUUGUAAACACAUCAUAUUUGGUGCUUCUGCGGACAAUGGCUUUGCGUCCUUCCUGGGCUCAUUCUUGAUCGACACAGAGAUCUUGUCCCGCAUUAUACUGCUUAAAGGGCUUCCGUUUGCCACUGAAUUUGCGAGUAUUCUGCCCAAAUUGCGAUCGACCGAGUUCACCAACAUCUUCCGGGGCGAAGCCCUGGCUGAUGUGUCAAUGCCGCGGAAUCAUGGGCGUCGAAGUAUCGGAUUCGACCAAGCUCGUGAGAAAGAGUCACAGCUAAGUGGCCACAAUGAUUUCACUCUCCCGUGGCGAUCCAAGCCCGCCGCAAGGUUCGGUGCUAUCGAUGCCCCUGGGAACGAAACUACAGUAACUGGGACUUGGUACACCACCAUUAGCCCUGAAGGUGGAAAUCACCUACCCCGAGGUGAAAAUGAUGGCGACAUGGAUUCGCAGCACGAGUCACCUUCACGACUCGAUUUCCCGAAUUCGACCCUGUCGUCGACAUCUGGAGCGCGUCCGUCACGAAGUGAAAUCGAAGCCGCUCUCAUCGACAGCACUACUAGACGUCUAAACCAGUCUUCCCGAGGACUGGACUUCGGCCAUGUCAAACACGAUGUGGAGCUGGCGCUACGAUUGACCCCCGACUUCUGGGGCAAGAGCGAAGAAGACGAAUGGUUCCUCAGGAGCAAGGAUAUCAUCAAGAGGGCUGUGGAGGCCUGGGUGAAGCGAACGGGCAAUCCACCCCCAGGGAAUGCCACCUGGAUACGACAGAACCCUGUGUUUGCACGAACGUUACCCUCACCGGCGAUACCGGAUUCCUCCCAGGCCCAUCGCCCUGUCGAUGAAGACACGCAGACACCAGAUACCCGUCUCCACCUGCUCAUCCCCAAUAACAGCGUUGGUAAAAUCUUGCGCAACGCCAACAACCAACGGAUCGAUCUUCCCGAAGGAUUGGCCGUGCACCCAUCCACCCUGAAUGGGAUUCGAGACCGGAAUAAGCGUCUGUGCAACUCACACUAUCUCACUAACAACUGCCUAAAGAACGAUUGUGAUUAUGACCACAAUUCACGACUAAACGACGGAGAAUACGCGGCGCUGCUGUAUUUAUCUCGGACCCAGCCUUGCCCGCAAGGGUCCGCUUGUAACACCCUUCUCUGCGUCAAGGGUCACAUGUGCCCCAACGGAAUGAUUUGCAAGUACGGCGGCGCGUGCAAGUUCGCACACUUGCACGGGAUCGACACUGCGGUUGUGGCUUAA
Messenger RNA from Cladophialophora immunda, 1731 nucleotides. RefSeq lists its product as uncharacterized. NCBI's taxonomy places the organism in Eukaryota, Fungi, Ascomycota, Eurotiomycetes, Chaetothyriales, Herpotrichiellaceae. The coding region runs from base 1 to 1731 and encodes 576 amino acids. The record is from RefSeq and is a predicted model, not a curated record. Gene Ontology annotation, molecular function: metal ion binding. The transcript has 4 exons.